AUGGCAGAAGCGAUCAUCGGUCCCCUGGUGGUGAAGCUGCAGGAGCUCGCCGUCAGCGAGGCGCGGGCGCUGGUGGCGGUGAACGACGACAUCCGGAGCCUCCGGGACAAGCUCAUGUGGAUGCAGGCCUUCCUGCGUGACGCCGACCCGCGGCGCCGCAUCGUCCCGGACGAGGCCAGCCGGGUGUGGCUGCACCAGACGCGCGACGCCGCCUUCGACGCCGAGGACGCCGUCGACCAGUAUUUCCUCCUCGUCGACCUAUCCAGGUACCCAAGCUGGACACGCACCAUUAUAAGGUUCAUUGCGGAAUUUAGCACACAACUACGUGUGCGGCACAACCUUUCUAGCAAGAUCAAAGCUAUCAACUCAAGACUUGAGAAUAUAAUUAAGAACAAGGAAACAUACAAGCAAAUUGAGGACACCAACAAGAUAGUUGUUCCAUGGAGAGCUUCCACGGCCAUCUCUGUUGCCCCAACCAAAUUGGACAAUUUGCUGCAGCCUCCUCUUGUUAGUCGCGAAGACAAGCGCAAAGAUCUCACUUCUGCUCUGCUAUAUGACACUGUUGUCGACUCUUCUCUGCCGGAUAGCACUCCUCGUCAAAAGGUUAUCUCUGUGCUAGGGCCAAGUGGAGUGGGCAAGUCAUCUUUGGUAAGAGAUGUGUAUGAAACGCUGGAAAUCAAGAACCAUUUUGUUGAGCAGGCUUUGGCUACUUUCCCACCUUAUUCCAGUGCUUCCGAUAUCCUGAAACUAAUCCUUAGGGAUCUCAAAGAAGAAGACUUCACAUUAUCUAAGAGGGAGGUCACCAAGGAGCUUGAUAAGAAACUGAAAGGGAAGAGGUACUUGGUGGUGAUAGAUGGUGAAGUAAGCACCACUGAAUGGAAACACAUCCUAGCUGCCCUCCCUUAUGAAGUAGAAAGCAGAGUCGUGAGGAUGUCGAAAGAGAGGCUAGAAGACCCACCAACAAACUAUAAACAUGUUAGGAUCCAGCUUGACCAUUUUCAUUUGAUUGCUACAACAGAACUGUUCCAGCAGAGAGUGUGCAGGGAAGAAAGCAAUCCUGAGUACAACGAAGCUGUCAAAAAUGGCGUUCGAAAUGAUUACCAGCAAGACAUUUUUGACACCACACAGGGGCUACCACUAGCAAUUGUUCUUCUUUCAGGCCUUCUACGAACAAAGGAGUAUCCAGUCGAGUGGAAAGCUGUAUUUGAGCAUCUUAAAUCCAAGCAAUCAAAGCGGCUUGACAGCAUACUGUCCCUGUGCUUUGAUGAUCUUCCAUAUGACAUAAAAUCUUGCUUCCUCUACUUUGCUGCAUUGCCAACAAACAUGCUGAUUGAAGCACAAGAUUUGGUGUGCAUGUGGAUGGCAGAGGGCUUCCUGAGGCCAAAGGAAGGGUUGACAAUGGAGAAGGUUGGUUACCGUUACUUGAAGGAGUUGAUUGCAAGGCAUUUAAUCAACCUAGAGCCUAUGGAUGAAAAUACUCCCGAGGAGGAGCUUGUGACCAUACAAAGCAAAGUCCAUGCAUUUCUUCAGAUUGAGGCACAAGAGGUAAAUUUUGUGGAGAUCCACAACAGUGAUGAUAUCCCGCCUCUGUCAGCUGCUCGCCGCCUCAGCUUGCAAAAUCGCAUGGAGAAGUAUGCUGCAUUAGCCAACCCUAUGCCGAAGCUUCGAUCCAUCUUGUCUAAUUUUGAGAAGGAAGAAACAAGCAAGGAAUAUGAUGUCGCCGAUGAAGAUCAGGAAGCCAAAGUGCAACAGUCUCCAAUCUGCCUACAUUGCUCACCACAUGGAACCACAACCAAGUGCAAGGAGGGCGAUGCCAAAUCUUAUCUGCGGCAACUUCUGCAAACAUCCAAGUUCCUACGUGUGAUUAACCUGCAAGGCCUUGAAGUUGGUGACAAGUUGCCAAAUGAAAUUGGUGAUGUUGUGCACCUGCAGUACCUUGCUGUGACAUCCUGUUCUUUGAAAGAGAUACCACCAUCAGUUGGAAGGCUCUCUAGUCUUCAGACACUAGAUGUCCGAGAUACAGAAGUUAAGGAGCUACCGGUGCCAUUCUGGGAGAUUGGAACCCUAAGGCAUGUGUUUGGCCAUCGCCUCACCUUGCCAAAACGGGUUGGUGACUUGAAGAACCUACAGACCCUUGAUACUGUGAAACCUGAUGAUAAGUAUGGUUGGGAUAGAAAUACCCUUUCAAAAAUGAUCCAGCUCCGUUCCUUGUUCAUUUGGGAACUCUCCAAAGGUCAUGAGAAGGGGCUAGUUGCUGCUCUGAAAAAACUCAAGUACCUUGUCACACUGACCAUACAUGGUGACAGUAUUCCAUCGGCUGUUUUCUCUACUAAAACCUCGCUUCGACGACUUGAGGUGAUGGAAUUGGAUGGAAUGCUUAUUGACAUGCCAUGUGUAGAGGACAUGGACAUCAAAUCAUGCUUGCCCAAUCUACUUCUUUUGUCAUUAGAGAACACAAUGGUCUCACAGGACUUCAUCAACAAGUUGGCUGAGUUGCCCUUCCUUGCUAGUCUCACUCUGGAUGGUGGAUCAUACAAGGAUGAGCAGCUUGUAUUCUCUGCUGGUGGAUUUCAUAGUUUGAGGAGGUUGACGGUUGACUUAGAAGAAUUGAAGAAAUUGGAAAUACAUGAAUCAGCACUGCCCAAGCUUGCAGAUUUGGAUAUUUUGAUCCACUCUAAUGAUCUGAAUAUUGUGAUACUGGGUAAGAACGACGUCGUUGAGAAGCUCCUUCAUGAGGAUAAAAUACUCUCCAAGAAAAUCCAACGGACUACGAGGAGUGAACGAACUGCCCGAAGGAUCGGAGUUGAAUGA
Miscanthus lutarioriparius is the source of this 2811-nucleotide messenger RNA. Lineage: Eukaryota; Viridiplantae; Streptophyta; Magnoliopsida; Poales; Poaceae. The record is from the annotation of a GenBank genome assembly.